AUGCUAAGACCGACCCUCCUCUCCGCUAUCCGACUCAAUGCCUUCCCAAGUACCUCCAAACGCGCCUUCUCCCUCCUAAAUCCCACGUCGCGCUCGCACACGAACCGCAUCUUCGACCCCAUCCGCCAACCCAACGACCUGCACACACUCACGCUCCUCAACGCCUCCGACAACCGCUCUCUAAUAACUUUCUGGACCGCGACCUGGUGUCAAACUUGCCAAGCCAUCAAGCCGCUCAUCCGCCAGCUCAUCGAAGAAGAAAAAAUUGGCGAACGGGAAGGCGGACUGGGCUUUGUGGAAGUGUUGAUGGACAGCACGUUGAUUGAGGAUUUGCCUAUAAAAUACCGCAUCAGUAGUAUGCCGACGCUAUUGGCGUUUUCAAGACAGGAGGCGCAGUUUGAUACGAGGUUGACGCGACCCGAGGAGAUGCGGAAUAAGGACUUUUUGAGGGAGUGGUUGGUUAGGGAGGCGCAGAGGGGAGGGAGGAUGGGCGGUGGUGGGGGCAGUAUGUUCGGUUAG
This is a messenger RNA of Alternaria conjuncta, 519 nucleotides long. RefSeq lists its product as uncharacterized. The record is from RefSeq and is a predicted model, not a curated record. Lineage: Eukaryota; Fungi; Ascomycota; Dothideomycetes; Pleosporales; Pleosporaceae. The transcript has a single exon. Bases 1 to 519 code for a protein of 172 amino acids.